This is a messenger RNA of Haliotis rubra (blacklip abalone), 2810 nucleotides long. RefSeq lists its product as uncharacterized. NCBI's taxonomy places the organism in Eukaryota, Metazoa, Mollusca, Gastropoda, Lepetellida, Haliotidae. The coding region runs from base 384 to 2441 and encodes 685 amino acids. The transcript is spliced from 9 exons. The record is from RefSeq and is a predicted model, not a curated record.
UCAACAAAGCCCGUACAGCGCUCUGACAGCACAAGCCGUCGAACAAUGGGCCUGACUCGCGUCUAACUGUUAGCGUUGAACUAGUCGUCAGCUGAUCUGUACGCGAUCGUUGGGCGAGUGGAAGAGUUCCAUAUUCUGUGUGCACUCCUGCUUACACCACGGCAUCGCCCUAGUGGAUGUUUGCUGUUCCUGGGAAAAGCGCGGGAAAGUGUCGUCUGCUUCAUUCUCCGUUUCAAGAGUUCUCGAGUUUCAUCGUCUGCUGACGAACUGUUUUCGUCAGUAGCUAUCGCCUCCCGACCGAUCAACACAUGAAUACAGAGCCUCUUUAAGAUGUGAGAGGAUCAUUUGGAAUUUUAUUAUAAACUGUAAUCGCCGAGUGAAAAAUGGAUUCCAUGGAUUGGAUACGGUGCUUUUUGUGCGUGGUUUUCAUUUCAGCUGUUGAGGGAUAUAACCACAACCAAGAUCAUGCCUGGCAGGGUGGAGAGCGCCGACCUUCCCGCGGCCUUGGAGACAAUGAAGUGCCAGAUCAAGAUGAGGACACGAUCAGAAUGACAGAGAUUUGUGCCAGUGGGGGAAGUAAAAUGAAAUGCUCUCAAAAUGAGACUCUAGAAAUCGGAAAUAUAGUGUGUGGGGGUGGCAGCCACGCCUGCUCCCCGGGCACCAAUGAAACGAUAUUCUCCGUGUGUCAUGGACAAAGGACAUGUGCCACACUCGGCUUAAGGACAAUGAUGGACUCUUACUGUGGAUACCUUUUUGACAUCACGCGACAGAUCCACGUGACUUUCAGGUGUGUCACAGCAGCCAAGAUCGGUCACCCAUGUAAAUCCAACAUCUGUCACCCAGACAACAAGGGACUACAGUGUCACAAUGGCGGAGUGAUACACAUAGUGGGAGCACGCUGUCUGAACGGCGUGUCACCGUGCUCCUGGCCGACCUACGUGUCAUUGUAUACUCUCUGUGAAAGUCAGGACGCAUGCGCAGCUUCUGGGUUGAAGAUGAUGAUGCCAAAAUAUUGCAACCACCAAGACAAGUCAAAGAGAAACGUGCAUGUGGAUUAUAUCUGCUUGCCCAGACACACGAUAGAAAACACGUGCGACCGGAACUACAAGGAACUGACUGGACGUUUCGGAGUGAUGAUGAACCCUGGGUAUAUUGGCACCACAGACUCUGGGACUCCAUCCAGACAAUGCUAUUGGUUGAUCAGGCAACAUUCGGGUAACACGGUCAAGGUCACCGUUCACCUCGCGUAUAGGAAAGCAGGAAUGCCGAACUGUAAUACCCAGUUUCUGCAAGUUCGGUAUACAGAAUGCCGAACUCAGAGCUCCCGGAUCAACUCGUACUGCGAUUUGAAGAAGGUGAAUCAGAAGAUCGUAUCAUGCGGCGAUGUUUACAUAACGAGUUUCCUGCCUCCUUCCAUCGAAGACCUUUCCGACAGGUUUCUGGUUUCAUAUACAGUUGUUAAUAACACGAACGCCAUUAGUUAUAUCCCCCUUGAAGAGGUCACCACGUGUGGGGCGGACUUACCGGUUAUGACGUCAUCGACGACGUCCACGCAUGGGAAGCACGUGUCCGGCAGGAACUAUGGUCCUAAAGAUUCACUAUUUGAUUACACAGAUGACCAAUCCAAACAUGACACAACAGAGUCAGAAGACUCUGACCUAUCCGUCAUCCCACUCAGAUUAAAGCUUGUGAUCUUGUACGUCUUUUUCGGCAUUGUCAUCCUCGCUCUGCUCAUCGCUCUAGUGUUCGUCAUUGUCAGUUAUCGUGGAAUAGCCCAGAAAGGUCAGUACAAGGUUGAAUCGAGCGAAAAGAUAGCCUUGUGGAAAAACGAUGACACGACACAAAUUGAAGGUGUUCGACAUAACAGUAUUGCUGAAAACUCGAACCCCUCCGAAGUCACAGAAAUCCACACUCCAGGAUCUCAAACUGACGAGGGAAAACACACUGUGGCCACCGUCCACAACCUGUCCGCGACGGACGGCCAGAAACGAACCAGCGGACGCUUCUCCAGCUUCAGGGACCCCAAAGACGACGACUCCAACGACGGGUACAACCAAUAUGCCUCUUACACAAGUCUAACAAGCGACGACAUUCCCAUCCGCUCGAACAGAGCGUCCAACGAGAAGGCGAAGAAGGGGAGCGGAAGCGCACCAGAGGAACAACCACUAGUUUUACAGAACGGGACUCUGUCUGUUCCCAAUGGCGUGGAACAUUAUACGAUCAAUGACGAUGAUUAUGCAAUUGUGCGAAAACCUAAGAAACCUGCAAAUAAUGUAAAAGAAACCAAUGUGGAUGACAUCGAUCCCACAUAUGACAAUUUGUUCGAUGAAGAACUCGUCGGAUUCAAACCAACGUCAGGGCCUUAUGAUAAAAAUCGGGAUUCGGGGAUGGAGUUCAAUAUUCGUUUUUCUGCCCUAAACGGAUGGAGUGACGAUUUGUGAAACUGAUUGCGUGAUUCGUGUGGAUUACAAACGUGGCGACGGACAGGACCGACUGGAUCUGCGAAGGUUCUGUUUCACGUUGUGAAGAUGUGAUGGUGGUUUGUUUGAAUUUAUACGAUAAUGGCAUAAUGUGAGGUUGUGUGAGAUGGAAUGUUGCAUGAUACACAUGUGUACCCGUGUGCCUCAUCUGAAUAUUUAGUCCACGCCCAGUACCGAUAAAGUUCACGAAACACCGUUAGAACGGAACCUGAUAGUCCUGACACCCAUCCUAUUACCCAAUCUGUUUAUACAUACAAAGCAGUGAGUGAGUAUAGUUUUGUGCCGCUUUAGUAAUAUUCCAGCAUUAUCAAAGCGGGGGACACCAGCGAG